Molecule: messenger RNA, 12277 nt
Organism: Pseudopipra pipra
Lineage: Eukaryota; Metazoa; Chordata; Aves; Passeriformes; Pipridae
Gene: G6PC2
Product: glucose-6-phosphatase catalytic subunit 2
Exons: 7
Coding region: 3545-4612 (355 amino acids)
Biological process (GO): gluconeogenesis; glucose 6-phosphate metabolic process
Cellular component (GO): membrane
Molecular function (GO): glucose-6-phosphatase activity
Source: RefSeq, a predicted model, not a curated record
ACAGCCUGACAAAUCGGGCUCGCUCUGGGGAGCGGGACGGUUCCCUUUCGCUCCUCUGAAGCCGCAAGUUGUUUCCAGUGUCUGUUUUACUCACAGAACACGGUCCUAAGUUUUGUGAGGCUCCUGAAUUGCCUUUUAAUUCCCCAGGCCUGAAUUCUGUCGAGUGUGGAUAACAAUUUACCUCUUAAGGUAGCUCGCAGUGAGAGGAGUCCGACCUGCACCUCUUCGAUGCGAACAAACCCACCACACAGUAGCGCUGCCCGCGCCCGGUCAAACACUUGCAUAAGCCUCUGUCAUAGCGAAUGUGCUCCUUAUGACACGGUGCCUGCUUUUUCUCCGGUUCUUUAUAUUCCCUUUUGGCUCUUGAUAAGCACUAAUUUGUGAUCCCAGAUAGCAGCCUUCAGUUUAUCAUAAACGCUACUUUUGAUCAUUUUGUUACCACAGCUAAUUAUUUUCUCCUGGCUUUACUUUUUGCCGGUGCUAUUUAGAUAGUCUCAGAAUAAUGUCAACUUAUUAAAGCGUUGAAAAUUGCUCUGAAAAAAUGAAUUACUGCCUUCCCCCCACCAGACCCAAAGCAAAGGCUGAGGAACUAACUUGAUCAUGUGAAGGCCAAACUUUGGUUCUGCAAUAUCAAAACAGGACAAAAAAGAUUGUGGAUUUGUUGCUGGUUUUUAAACAUCCUUUGUAAACAUGACUCCUCUAGUAUCUCUAAGGUGACAAUGCAGGAGCUUCUGAAACUCUCAGAAAGAAUAUAGGAGAAAAUGAAAGCUUUUUAAUGUUUCCUGUUAGCUGUUAGUCUUCAUUAGGUCUAAGGUGUUUAUCUUCUACCUAAGCAGAAAGAUAAUCAGCAGCAUAAGAAUCAGCAGGAAAAUCUUGAAAACUAUUAUCAGGAGGCCUUCAAUAUGUAGACUAAAAGAGGUUACUUUACUGAAACAAGGCCAAGAUAUAACUUCAAACAUUAUAUUGACAAAGUUUUUGGGGAACCAAAGUGUGCCUGAGUGGUUCUGUCUAAAGAAGAGUUCAGCCUGAGCAGAUGCAUCGUAUCCCAGUGGAUAGAUAACAUGGGUGGGUGAGUUUGUAUUUGUAAACAAACAUGCAAAAAGUUAUUGCAAUGGUUCCGCACAUCCUGUGUCAGAGAGGCAACUUCUCUGAUACUAUUGAGUAACAGUGGUGCCAUUAAAGAGGUACCAUAAAGGGUUGGUUAUUACUUGGUAGACACUCUUUAAAGGACUUGAUGGAAACUGACUGACUUACUGCAAAAUAUUUUUCUUAUAGAACAAUAGUUAUUUCAAUUUAGUUAAAACCCGCAACUAUGAUGAGGUUAAGUACUAAAAGAAAGAUUGUUGUUAUUCAUCUACCAACUGACUUGACAUUUACACUCACAUUUACAGUUAAUUAUUGUUUCUAAACUAGACUGAAAAAGAGAGGAAAAACUUACAUUCUCCACAGUUUUCCAUGCUAACCUCAGACAUGUAUAAAAGAGUGAUUUUUAUUGUUGUUAUUGUAAGUCUUACUUGUCUUUAAAGGCAAGAUAUUUUUGCAGUAAAAAAAUGUAGCCAAAGGACAUUUUCUUUAGCAAUAAGGUAUAAAGAGUUAUUUGUGAGAGAUAUUUCUAAACAAGUACAAUCUUGGAAAAGAACUGGGAGAGGGAAAAUUAAUUUUGUCUGUUCUUUUAUAUGACAGUUGCUUUGCUGUACGCUGUGAAAAGCAAUAAUCUAUAAGGGUUAGCAAGAAACAAACCUCAAAUAUUUUCAGCUAAAAAGCUAGGAAAUAUUUAUUGUUGAAAUAUCCUUAAAUUUUGCUUUUGGAACAGUUUUCCUUGAAACCAAAUGAUACCAGUUGAAGUGAGUAAUUCAGUCAAUGCAGAGAAAAAUACUGUAGUAAUUCAGAAACAGUGCAUAGAAUUUUAAAUCUGUUUUUAACUUUAAGGUUUUCUAUUAAGCUCAAUGCAACUGGUAGCAAUAAACAUAUAGGAUUUAAAACUGCUAAAAAGUUUCUAAAACCAGACUAUUAAUAGGUAAAGUAAAUGGGAGUAAAGUAAAUGUGAGAUUGUGUCAGGAGGAGAGGUCUUCUAAGUCCAUUUAAUUGUCGUGCCUUAUUUGUUGAACCUACUUGAUGUUUCCAUGUGACUUCCCCGAGGACACAUCAUAAAGCCCUGGUAAGCCAUUAAGUCCUUCUUCAGCACAACCAGUUAAGUAGUUCAUAUCUUUGUCUCCACAACUUCUGCAGUUUAACUUGAAGUGCCAUGGAGAGAGCAGUAGGGGAAGUGUGCAGUGCAUAUAUAGAGCUGCUUUUGUCUUCAGAUUCUAAUUGUUUCAAACACAUAAAUAAUCUUCGAUAGAAGAUAUGACUAUGCUGGAAUAUUAGAGCCUGAUAAAGAGCUUGAAAUUUUCCUCUUGCUGCUCUGAUAAUAUCAGAAGAUGGUAUCAUCAGGCUUUUAGUAUCCAUUUAAUAUCUAGUGGAAAAAGUUUUUUCAUCUAACCACCUCACAAAUUAACAUAAUCUUUUCCCGUUCUACACUUAUUAGCACUAAUAUUGAUAAAUCCGAUGUGCUAAUAUAUUAUCUGUUGUAAUCUUUUAAAAUCCUGCUAUGUGGCAGAAUCUGUUUCCUCUUGGCUGUUUGCCCAGGAUGUUUCCCUGUGCUUCACUUGGGAAUACUUCAGGAAAAUACUCAUAAUCAUCUAUUCCCAACCUUGCUCUGGUUUGCAAAGCAGGUCUCAUUUCUGCAGGGCUGGGCAGUCAGAAGAGGGGCUGCAGCUCCUUCUGGAAAAGCUGUGUAGGGCUUGCAUCGUGUAAGCAAUGCACAAGAAUGGUGGUACCAAAUGAUGACUCGAAGACUAAGCUUCAUCUGCAUUGUGCCCUGGAUUAACAGGCCUCUAGUGUGAAGGAAACAAUUGUUUUUCAGUGUUUUAAGAAUAUUGCUGCUUUAAAAAUAAAUCUAUAGCUCAACAGCCUCAUUGAUGUAUGGAUGCUGGUUGUAUUUUCUGUGACUGAAAAAUGUGUUGUCAAAGUAUUAGUAGCAGCAUGGUAGCCAAGUUCUAUUUCAAAGUGAAAUGUACAGCUUUAAUGACAGUUCUGCAAAGAUCAGUUAUUUGUGUAUUCUUUCUAUCCUUUAUACAGGCAACACUUAAUGAAGUACACACAUUACUAAUGUCCAUCCUGCAGAGAAAUGAACUGUGAAAAAAUUUAAGCAAACAUGUUCCAACUGUUCAUACGAAGGAUUACAUAAGUUAUACAUUGUGUUUCCACAAAACUUUCCCCACAAUUUGCUGCUGCUCAGCAUGUACUUCACUUAGCUUCCUUUAAUUAAAAUUUGCAAACAGAAAAGCUUUCCAGGGCUAAGAGACUCAUGUGCUUUCCCGGAGUUUUGGAGCCACGUGUUUCAAGAAUGGCUGGGUACACCACACCAAUAUAAUAUAAAGGCAACGUCAAUCACCUUCUCUCACUUUUUAAUAGCUCCCCUCCACGGUUCUCAUUCUCUGUUACUAGAAACUUAAGAUUAAAGGAACUUUACUAUAUUUCAAGUACAGUUUAAUCCAUUAAGAUGGAUCUCCUCCAUAGCAAUGGCGUGCUUAUCAUUCAGCAUUUACAGAGGGACUACAGGGCUUACCAGGAUUUCCUUAAUUUUAUGUCACAUGUUGGUGAUCCGCGGAAUAUAUUCUCAAUUUAUUUUCCUCUUUGGUUUCAGCUCAACCAAGUGGUUGGUACUAAAAUGAUAUGGGUGGCAGUCAUUGGUGAUUGGUUCAACCUCAUAUUUAAAUGGAUUUUAUUUGGCCAUCGCCCAUACUGGUGGGUGCAAGAAACAAUGAUUUAUCCUAAUCAAUCAAGCCCAUGCCUUGAACAGUUUCCCAUAACGUGUGAAACUGGACCAGGAAGCCCAUCUGGACAUGCCAUGGGAUCAUCCUGCGUCUGGUAUGUAAUGGUCACUGCAGCACUUAGCUACACAGUUAGAUGGAAAGAUAAAUUAGCUGUUACCCUUCACAGACUGACAUGGUCAUUCCUCUGGAGUAUUUUUUGGAUUAUCCAGAUCAGUGUGUGCAUUUCAAGAGUAUUCAUAGCAACACAUUUUCCUCAUCAAGUUAUUCUUGGAGUAUUUGCUGGCAUUCUUGUGGCAGAAGCAUUUGAGCAUACCCCUGCUAUUCAGACUGCGAGCUUGAGAAUGUACAUCAAGACAAACUUGUUUCUUUUCAUCUUUGCCCUUGGGUUUUAUCUAUCCCUCAAACUUCUUGAUAUUGAUUUGUUAUGGUCUGUUCCAAAGGCCAAGAAGUGGUGUGCCAACCCAGACUGGAUAAACAUUGACACAACUCCAUUUGCUGGACUGGUGAGGAAUUUAGGGGCACUCUUUGGUUUAGGUCUUGGAAUUAAUUCUGAAAUGUUCAUCACAAGCUGCAAAGGUAAAAAUAGCUGCAAGCUAAGUUUUCGCAUAUUGUGUAUAGCUGCUUCUUUAGCUACACUGCAGCUGUAUAAUUUCAUUAAGAUACCUACUCAUACUGAGUAUUUGUUCUACAUUCUCUCCUUCUGUAAGAGUGCAGCUAUGCCUCUGACUGUAGUUGCCUUGGUUCCAUACUGUGUCCACUCAUUAAUGAAGACAACUGAAAAGAAACUUAAUUAAGUAAAGGUUCAAAAUGAUUAGCAAUGUGGGGAUGGAUAUGAGCUGUUCAAGAACCUUCCACAAAGGCAGUUUUGCUAACUCAUUUUAACUAAAGGGAUGCUACUGCAUCUUUGAUGUGCUCCUGGUAAGUAACCAGUACGUCCAAAAUCAGUACACUCUAGAAUGAUUUUGGCAGCUCAUAAAUAUUAGUUGCUGAUUCCUAGAAAUAUUGCAAUCACACUGCAGUAUGGUUAGAAAUGACCCAAUACUCUGGGUCAUAACAAAGUUUUAAAGUAUAAUCAACUAGUUUUAUUUAGCUAUAUGGUGGUCUUUAAGUUCUUUCCAUCUCUAGCUAGAUGAUGCUUCAAGCAUCAGUUGUACAUAGUGAUACUCGGUAUUUAAUUUUUAUAUAUAGAUACUGUGUGUUAAACUGCUACAUAAUGGUGUGACGGUAUCACACCACCUACGACUGGACUGUACGGCUGUACCCAGGCACUGUGAAAAAGGCCAGCGUAGUUAUAAGCAAGGCUUUACAUUUAACUUAUUGAGCUUCCUGAGCAAAACAGCUUCUGAUUAAGUCAGAUGAGAAAAAAAAGUUUAUUUCCAUUAUACUCUGCAGAAUAUAUUUUUGCAUUAUUAUGUGGGUUUUGUCAUUCUUACUUUUUCAAAGUGGUCACAUAAAUCAUGAAUGAUACAGAUCACACCUUUGAAAGUUGUCAAUGAUGAAAUUAUCUCAGUAUAUGACCUCAAGAAUAUUGUUCAUGCUCCUAUAUUGCAAAGAUAGCUCUCUGCUAAUUCUCUCAGAUCAAGAGACACAAGCCUGAAUCACUGUUAGUAGUUGUGUAAAUCAUGAAAAUGUGGUUGCAGACUGUCAUUGCAACUUUAUAUUCUUGUCAGCUUUGUUUACCUAAGCACACAAGUAGCUCGUAUGUUAAAUAUGUUUGCUAUAUAAAAUGGAUGUUCUAAAUAGGCAAAGGUGGGUACUUUCCAUUUUUACUCAUUAUUUGGCAUCUACUGUUGUAUAUUCCCUUUCAGUACACAAUUUUUAAGCAAUAUUUUGCUGAUACCAUCUCAUAAUACUUGGUAUACAAGCUGUUUAUACAUAGCCUUAGUAUACAAGGCCAUAAGAUGAGUAAUGAGGGCUGUGUAUGUAUGAUCUGAAAAAAAUAAGGCUUAGAAGAUGUAAACAUGAUGUUGUUUCCAGACUUCCAAUUAGGUUUGGGAUAAUUCAAACUGAAAGAAUCUUAUUUAAUUUGGGUAAACAAAGUGAAUAGUUUUGUAUUGGCCUUUAGGAAUAAACAUUAUACAAAUUACAGCAGCAAAUCUGAAACAGGCAUCCUUAUUUAAGAGCCUAGUAAGACUACCUUGACUUAAAAAAAUGAGUCAUCUGUUUUUAACAGUUUGAGGAGUAUUCUACUUUGUGUAUCUCCUCAUAUCUUCUGUACUGGAUCUCUGAACUCUUUUUCCUGCAGCAGCUGACCUGAAACUAGUCUUUUCUAUAAUUGUAAUUCCUUAAGCAAAAUUACUAAACUAAUGGGACUAGAAACAAAUAACCAAGAACAAAGACAGCCAAGACAAAGAUCAGCUGUGUUAAGUUGCUCUGUGCUUUGUUAUUCCAUACCAGUGAGGUGACCUACAGAGGCAUCACAGAACACUAGCAGGUUGGUCUAGCUGUCCUUCUAUUUCUGGCUCCUUCUGGCCAGCAGUAGGGGAUGCUUUCACAACAGCAUUUGGAUUUAGUGGCAAUGUUGGCAAUUUUAAGCUGGGAGUUAUGGGUAGACAUCACAUUUUUAAGCUUCUACCACAUGAGGGUCUCUGCUUCCUGGCCCUGGCAAAGAAUCUUGGUGCCUCUGUUGGGAUAGACACAAUUAUAAAUGUAGAAUGACAACUGGCAUUUCUGCAGAAGACAGCAAAUCUACUGUCAAGACUAACAAUUCAGGCUUGAAAGAUGUAAGCAAAUGCCUUUGGGUUGGCAAAUGCCUUUGGGUUGGCUCAGGGACUUGUCACCAAGUUCCAGGGCUGGGACAUCUUGCUGUGAGGCAGCUACGGCGGCACGACCAGUCCAGCUCUGCACCGAGCAGUCCAUCAAGGCUUGUUGCUCAUGCCCAGACAUACUGUGUAGCUCCACUUGAAAUUUAAUCCCUUUGCACAGGUACCAAAGGUCUUUAUAAUCAACUGGUUGUCAGUAGCACAUAGAAAUUAAGUGGCAGGAGCUGGCACUCAGGAAUGUGCAACUGUUUGUGUGUGCUGUGAGUGCCUCACAUGCAUGCUUCUGGGAAGUACCAGCAUACUUCCCAACACUUAGCUCUCGAUAUUUCCUAGCUGCUUGAAAACAGCAUGAUGUUACAAUGAAGAGCAGUAGCAGUGCCAUCUAGGUGGGGCCGUGUCCCUGUGCUCCUGCAAGGGGAUGACAGGCAGGGGCUAGUGUUCUUGAGCUGGCCUUCUCUGCAGCUCUGUCCUGCACAACAGACCCUUGUCACAGACAUGAUCCAGUUACCCAGAAAUACCUGUUAGCUGGUGCAAGAUAUUCAUGUGCCUGUCUGAAGGGUAAGAGAAGUGCUAAAGCACAAGAGCAAGUGAAAAAAUACAAUUCAUUGGUUUAAUUUGGGUCAUGAAAAUGGUGUCCUUUUAGGCAAAAGACUUAUGAAAUAAGUACACAUAGUCAUGGUAGUUUUUAAUAAAGAGUCAUUAUUUUUCCAUGGCCUUAAAUACUAAUAUAAAUUAAAUAUCAUAUAGGUAUGUCAGUAGCUUAUUCAUACUGAUAUUUAUAUUGAUACUCUGUCGAUAUUUUCAGUCCUAAGCCAUCAAACUAAUUAUUGCUCUGAAACAUAAAAAGGCUGAAAAUAUUAAAGCAAAUAAUGCAGCUUUUUUUUUAAUUUCUAGUUAAGGUUUAAAAUACAGACUUCCUUGAGAAAAUAGCCAUUUCAGUGCCAGCUGUGUGAGUUCAGUAGGGACUUUGGCAGCAAUUCUAUUAAUGGAUUUGUACAAAAGUUGAAAUUGGUUUUGCUGCCUGGAAUUAAGGGAUGUAUCCUAAUAAAAUUUUCGUCCUUACAGCUCUAUUCAAUUACUGAUACUGUUACAUAGUUUUAUAAAAAGUGGUGUGAUUUUUUUAUAAAGUGAGUGGAACUGCCCCCUGCCCUGCAGAUUUUAGGACAUGGAGAAUGACUUUUCUGGUUAAUACUCUAUUAUUCAAAAUCAAUAUUUAAAUGUUGGAACUGUAAUUUAUACUUUCAGUCUAUCUGCUUUGUCUCCAAGAUCCUAGUCACUAAAGCAAAGAGUGCUGUUGUGGUGCAGACAAUAACUCAUAUUUCAGAGAAACCUGCAGUAGAUCUUGUAAUAAACUGUGAUAGAUACAAGCUUCUGCCAAAAGAAGCUCCUUCUUGACCUUUGUCAUAUCUGAAUACAUUGUUGGUGUUUAUCAACUGUAUUUAAUGCAAACAAAGAGCUAAUUAUGGGGGGUUUUCCACCUUUACUGAUUAUGAUUUCUAUAAAAAUACACAUUAUUGUCUUGCCUUCCAAAAAAAAAAAAAAAGAACUGGUUUAAAUAACUGAUGAUUAACUGUGGGAUUUUACAUUAAUUUAUCCAAAGCAUGUAUUCCUAUUCAAAAAUCUAUUUGACAGCUUUGAUUAGAAUGGUGAGUGCUAGGUGGAGAGUGGUGGGCUAGGAAAUGAUCCUCACCACCUUCUGUUCCUCGUCUUGAUUGCUUUCCUUACUUUUGUGGAGCUGCCUUCUUUGUAAGUACUUCCUGGUUUUGUUGAAGGGGCACCGUGGUGUCAGUGCUGUGGCCACACACGGGGGAAGUGCAGCCUCCUCCUCAGCACAGCUGAACUGUGUGGUACGACGGGGUGAAAGGGUGGGGCUUCUGUACCCACAGGAAAGGGAUCUGCUGUAAUCCUCUGCAGACUGAACAUUAGGAGAGAUGUGAUCCCUUCAUAUGUACAGCAUCAUUCCUGGGAUUGUUUUCACUCAUUCAACUUACCUAGAGAAGGGGCAGUUUCCAGAACACUGGAGCAGAGUCUUCCUUGAUUGCUAGUUGAGGCAUGACAGGACUGUGCAGUCUGACUGCAGCUAGUGGCAAUUCCACCAGAUCAUCAGAAAACAUCCUUCCCAUUGUCAGGCUUGCUUUCCCCUAUCAGUGGGCUAAUUUACUUCCUGAAUGCAUUAGCCUGUGCCUAGUUCCCUGCAUGUGCUGGACAAAUGUGCUUAAUGCAGAGCUACAUACCUUCAGUGUUCCACAGGCCUCACAGUACUGUAGAGCACUUCGUAGCAAAUGGAGCACCAACAUACACAUACCUAUCAUAAAGAGUUUGUUUACAGAAAUCUUUCUAAUUUAGAAUCACAGUAAUUCAGCUAAUAGGGGCUCCAGUAGUAACAAGUUUCCAAUAGGCUCCCUCCAUGGCCAUCAGUUCAUCAUGAGUGCCCCUUUCAAUGACGAGUCCCUGGGACAUCACCGCAAUGAUGUCGGCGUUCUGGAUGGUGGACAAGCGGUGGGCAAUGACGAUGCAGGUCCUCCCUUCUCUGGCCUUAUCCAGCGCUGCCUGCACAGUCUAAAGGCAACAAAGUGUCAGAGUGAAAAUAUGCAAACCAAAUCAGGGUUCAGAGCUGCAGGGCUCAGAGCUCAUUGCUUCACAUAAAUUGGCUUUUAAAAGUGACAAGUGAAUGAGGCUAAAUCAAAGGUUAUGAUACUGGUGUGCUUAGCUGGGUCAUGAACUCUGUUCACAAGCAGUACAAAGGAGGAACAGGUAAACACAGACAGUAGUAGAAAUUAAUGAAGGCUUUUACUCAGGUAAUGUGCUCAGUGUCAGCUCAGUGUGGAUAUGGUUUUAAAUUCCACCAUUUCUCUAAUGCCUGCAAGUAACCAAGCUACACAAAUUAUCACCCAAGUUCUUAGGCCCCUCACUGCUGUUUUUAUUGGCUAGUCAGGAUUAUUAUUUGUAUGCAUUAAUACAUUUUUAUUUUGGUUGUUUUUUAAUGUACAGUUACAUUUAUGAACUAUUCCCAUCUGAAUGCUUUGAAACCCAGGCAAUUAGUACCCACAUUUCUGAAAAAGUGCUGCCUCUUAUGGACAGUUUAGGAGCCCUUGGAGCUGACUGCUUUUUUUUAUAGCUGUGCCUCCUGCAUCUUUUGGAAAGAUCAUUAAAGAUGGAAGUGCUGAAUUCACAAUACAGAAUAACGUGCGGUCCUGUAGUGGAGUAUGUUGGGAUGUCUCUAUAGAACAGAAAGGCUUUGUACACCAUAAGCCAUUGUAUUAACUUUCCCCUAUUGCCCAUCACUGCACAUCUACCUUUUCGCUUUCCGUGUCUAAGGCAGAGGUAGCUUCAUCCAGUAAUAAAAUUUUAGGAUCUCGGAUGAUGGCCCUCGCUAUGGCAAUGCGUUGCUUUUGCCCACGAGACAGCUGGGAUCCUUGUGCCCCAACAUUAGUUUCAUAUUUCUGAAAAAUAUACAAAAGGAAGAUUUUAUUCACUUGUAAGCCAACACAGCAGCACACAGCCUGAAGGAAGAGGAGGAGGAGAGAGGCAAAAAUGCUGACCACAGCUGCCUCCUCCUUACAGAAGCCAGGGAUGCAGAAACACUGUGCAGUGCUACACUUGUUUGAGGAGAGGUUUCCAUGCCAUGCUUUGCCUGCACGUGCUCAGAGGCCCAGGCAACACAGUGAUGAGCCUGGAAGAAAACUGUGAUAGCAAGAUGCUGGCUGAUUUGUCUGAGGCAAAAAGAAAUCCCCUGCCCUAGACUCGGGAGAAGAUGCUAAGAGUAAUUUCAGAGCUUGUUUUGUUUGGGUGCCUAAAUUGUAUUCGCACCUUUAAUGUUCUUUUGAUUUAUGUUGAUAUGAUUUCAGUGCAUUUAAAUACUUCUUAAGUGAACAUAAGCAGCCAGCUUCAAAUACUUUUUUCUAAAUAUCAUGCCCUAGUCACAAGGCAAAUCUCUUACAGCUGAGAACAGGAUUUAUAUAUUUGCCUACUGUGUAAGAAGCCAGUAGCACCUCACAACCACAGUCUCAGGAACAUAAGGCAUGGUCAUGGCACCCUCUUUGCUCCUACAGCUGUAAAAGGACAUAAAAGGUGUACGUGUGUAGCAACUUUAACUGGGUUUGGAGCAACCCCCACUGCAAUGAGCACUGAACAGCCUGUCUGUAAUUCCACAGCCAAGGCCUCACAGGUACUUACAUUAGGCAAGGACAUGACAAAAUCAUGCAGUUGAGCCUUCUGGGCUGCUUCUAUGACUUUUUCCAUGGUCGCCUCUUUCGUGUUACUGCCAUAUUUGAUAUUAUCAGCAAUGCUGCAGUCAAAUAGCACGGGCUCCUGUGACACUAUUCCAAUUUUUGAUCUAAGAAACUGUACAUUUAUGUUCUUAGAGUCAUGUCCAUCUAUUAACUAUAAGGAAAUGGGAGAAAACUUGAAACAUCAUUAGGAAACAACGGCCUGCUACACCCAAAUACUUUAUAGCAAAACUAAACGAUUGAACUAAAUUAUUAAAAUGCAAACACAACUGAUUUAAAGUGAUUAAAAGAAUUGCUUAUAUUUGUCCUUUGUGCAUGAUGUGUAUUUUGUGUUAUGGCUUUCAUUCAGCCAAAUGCUAGACCAUUUGCUCAAUAUUAAGUUAUAGUGAACUAUCUAAUUGCUUGAGGUUAGGCACAUGCUUUAUUGCCUUCCUGACAUUGCGAUCACCACAAGGAUUUUUUCCAAAGAAAGAGAAAUCAAUCUAGAUGGGUAUUUACAUUAGGAAAACAUAUAAAAGCUUACUAAGCUAUCAGUAAUCAAGUUAAAUCUAGACAAAUUCAACCUGCAAAGAGGCUGCAUAUUUAGGGAUGUUCCAGGUUCUUUGUUGCUCCAUUUAGACUUGAUUUUUUCUUGUACUCCCACAAUAUACAGCACACAUUAUAUGUUUCAUGCAGGAGCUACAAAGGCAAAAGCCUAUGGGGUACAUAAUGCAUAAGACUGCACCUGAGGCUUGUAGUUCUCUUAUUUUGCCUGAAUACAUCUGAGAUGAUAUUUGGGAACUGUCCAAACAGUCCAUUUGUGUUUGAGAAGGAGCCAAAGCCCCAACCUGCACAUGUACACGCCACCACUGCUAGGCUGCACAGGAGGACACAGGCAGAAGGCCCCUGGAGCACUGCUGAGAACAACAGCACAGAAACCAUGUUUUCUUUGCUUACCACACUUCCUUUGUCAGGGUCAUAGAAACGCUCCAGAAGCUGGACACUGGUGCUCUUACCACAACCACUACUUCCAACAAAUGCUAAAGUCUGUCCAGGCUUAACAGCGAUAGAGAGUCCUUUCAGAACCUGAAUAUCAGGCCGAGAAGGGUAUGUGAAUUUACAAUUAAGAAAUUCAACACUUCCCUUGAAAUCCUCCUGGUGAAAAAAAGAGAGAGAAAGAUGUUACAAUGACCUAAAGCUCAAAACUGAAAGUUGUAAGGUACAAAAUAAGUCUUCCUCAGAUACCAUUCUGGCAUCUCUUGUUUAAAAUACAACAUUCGUGCUUGUGAAAUUAGCUGAGGAAAAGGGAUAAAAACCACACUGGAGUAGCUGUCCUAGACAUGAAGCUAUUAGUCAUAACACUAUUUCUCUGCUUGUACUUCCCCACAUGGCACUGGUCAGAGCCAUCAAUUGAUGGGAUUGCCUUGCAAAUGGGUAAGUUUUUAAUUUUAAUACAGACACUCUGUAUAAAAUAAACAAUUUGAAUUUU